AGUCAUUGUGAUCCACGAGGGUGGACCCGGCAACAGCGGGUCUCCCACCCUUUUGGUGGCUCUGGUGGUCAUCUUUUCUCAUAUGUUGGCUGGGUCUAAGCCUAGACUUGGCUGUGAGUGCUCAGGUGCUGUAGAGGGGCCUCUUAGUGACAGCCUAUUUCCUUCUGAGUUAGCACUAAACCCAAGGCUCUUAGUCAGGUGACCGUGAAGUCCCGCCACCAUGUUUUUCUCUCAAGGUGGCUGCGCCUCAGGUACGAAGUAUUUCAGUGAUGGGUGAAGUCAGGUUUCUUCUACCCAGUUCUUCCUUUUUGCUUACACCUGUGGGAGAGCAUCCUCGACCUUGGCACAGAAGAACAAACCAAAGCACCACAAGCCUAUGUCCUAUCACCACGAUUCGUUGCUACCACAGCAUUGCUCAAGCCAGACUCCUAAGCUGUUUCAUUUCAGGCCGGCAUUCUCACGCUCAGCUGUGUUCGCAUGUGGAGUUGAAGUUCACUUGAGGUGUGGUGUCAAGAGAACCCAAGGGCUUGUCUGUUGCUCCUUGAUUAAGGCUUCAGGGCAUCAAAAGUCAGCCCGUCAGUGUUAUGAUGUAUCCAGCUGGUCCAGGAUCCGGUGACUCCCCAGAGGGCUUCUCUGAACAGCCAAGGCUUCAGCCACAAAUUGGAAAUGGCACAGCUCAGACACUGGAUGCUUUCUUUACAUGUCGAAAAAAUGCCCUUCUGGCGAAGAGCUCAUCUCCCCAGGUAGAGGGUAACUUUGCCAUGGCCCCUCGGGGGCCUGACCAAGAAGAGUGUGAGGGCCUGCUGCAGCAGUGGCGAGAAGAAGGGUGGAACCAGACACCCUCAACUGCAAGCGAGGGUCCCCUUGCGGAUAAGGGACUAGCUGAGAGCAGUCUGGCCCUCCUGAUGGAUAAUUCUGGAGAACAGGAUGCUGCCUCGGAGGACAAGUGGUCCAGCAGGCAGCUGAGUGACCUUCGGGCAGCAGAGAACCUGAACCAGCCUUUCCCUGAGGUGCUAGGGGAGGAGCCUCUGGCCGAGGUUGAGGGUCCUUUGUGGGCGGCUGUUCCGGUACAGACAGGGCCCCAGUAUGCAGAUUGUGCUGUUCUUCCAAUGGGUGCGAUGGCCGCAGAACAGUGGGAAGAGGACCCUGCAAUGGUGGCCUGGAGCAUAGCACCGGAGCCUAUGCCCCAGGAGGAGACUUCCAUGUGGCCCUUUGAAGGCCUGGAACAGCUGCAGCCUCCCCCAAUGGAAAUACCUUAUCAUGAAAUCCUGUGGCGAGAAUGGGAGGAUUUCUCCACACAGCCAGAUGCUCAGGGUCUGGAGGCAGGAGACGGCCCUCAGUUCCAGUUCACUCUGAUGUCGUAUAAUAUCCUGGCCCAGGACCUGAUGCAGCAGAGCUCAGAGCUCUAUCUGCAUUGCCAUCCAGACAUCCUCAACUGGAAUUACCGCUUUGCCAACCUCAUGCAGGAAUUCCAGCACUGGGACCCGGAUAUCCUGUGUCUUCAGGAAGUCCAGGAAGACCACUACUGGGAGCAGCUGGAGCCCUCUCUGCGGAUGAUGGGCUUCACCUGUUUUUACAAGAGGAGGACUGGGUGUAAAACGGAUGGCUGUGCUGUGUGCUACAAGCCCACCAGGUUCCGUCUGCUCUGUGCCAGCCCUGUGGAGUACUUCCGGCCUGGGUUGGAGCUCCUCAACCGGGACAAUGUGGGCUUAGUGUUGCUGCUGCAGCCGCUAGUGCCAGAAGGUCUGGGGCAAGUCUCAGUGGCUCCCCUGUGUGUGGCAAAUACCCAUGUCCUGUACAACCCGCGUCGGGGUGAUGUCAAGCUGGCCCAGAUGGCCAUUCUUCUGGCCGAGGUGGACAAGGUGGCCAGGUUGUCAGAUGGCAGCCACUGCCCCAUCAUCUUGUGUGGGGACCUGAAUUCUGUCCCUGACUCACCUCUCUACAACUUCAUCAGGGAUGGAGAGCUCCAGUACAAUGGCAUGCCAGCCUGGAAGGUUUCUGGACAGGAAGACUUCUCUCAUCAGCUUUACCAGAGGAAGCUGCAGGCCCCACUGUGGCCCAGCUCCCUGGGCAUCACUGACUGCUGUCAAUAUGUCACCUCCUGUCAUCCCAAGAGAUCAGAGAGACUGAAAUAUGGCCGAGACUUCCUACUACGAUUCCGCUUCUGUGACCUCGCUUGCCAGCGACCAGUGGGACUGGUUCUAAUGGAAGGAGUGACAGACACUAAGCCAGAUCGACCUGCUGGUUGGGCCGAGUGUAUCUUUGAGGAAGAGAUAUCUGAACUUGAGCCUGUCUUCCCCAGGACUAUAGGCACCAUCCAGCACUGCCUCCACCUGACCUCAGUGUAUACCCACUUCCUGCCCCAGCAUGGCUGCCCAGAGGUCACCACGAUGCCCUUAGGGCUUGGGAUGACAGUGGAUUACAUUUUCUUCUCAGCUGAAUCCUGUGAGAAUGAGAACAGAACCGAUCACAGACUGGAUCGAGAUGGAACUCUCAAGCUCCUGGGCCGCCUCUCCCUCCUCUCUGAAGAGAUUCUCUGGGCUGCCAAUGGCUUACCCAACCCCUUCUACUCUUCAGACCAUCUCUGCUUGCUUGCCAGCUUCGGCAUGGAAGUCACUGCCCCAUGAGGGGCCCCAGGGAAAGAGCUCACUGGACCGACGACUGCAAAUGCCCCGUGCUGUGGAAACUUCCGUCCCUUCCCUCGUCCCCUCCUGCCCGUGGUUAGACUUUCUCCAGGCCUGUCCACGUUCUUGGCCUGUGGUCCCUGCCCUGCCCCAACCUCUUCCUAAUCCUGGGCCACAUGCUAGGUGGCCCCUCGAGAGGUGGAGAAUACUCCCCUUUCUUCCAUGUACCCAGCACCCCUCCCCCCAUUGAUUUUUUUUUAAUGACCAGGGUUGCGGGAGUUAUUGAUCUCAUUGGUUAUUCGCUUUCAGGCCAUUUCUUGGUGGCACCCUCUGACCCAACCUUCCCUUUCCUUUCAUGACCUCUGGGCUCUGGCAUGCACAUGAGCAAGGUGUGUGUAAAGCGUGAGUUCUCUUGGAGCGGGACUGCCCAGCACAGCCAAAGCCUACCUCUGCCUAGUCCAUGUGCUACCUAUCAUGAGCUGCUGGGCUAGACACAGGUUGAAAGCAUGACAUAGUAGCUGUGUGCUGCCGGGAAGCAGCAGGUGUGGGGCCCUUCUCUCCCAGUCAGUCAUCUCAGCAUCCUGGGCACACUUGUUAUUUCUGGAGACAAAUUGGCCCCCAGCCUGGAGCAAGCAGCUCAGGGAUGCCCUAACCUCAGAUCUCCUCACUGCCUUCCUUGAGGAAAGCGGGUGGAUGCCUUGUGCUGGGGUUCACUGGGCUGGCACAGUGCUGGGAGGCUAUGGCAUUUGAAGGGUGAGGAGACUGAGCCUUCAGGGAACUGUUGUCUCACCAGACUCUGAAGAACUGGGUAAGAGUUGGAGUCCCAGCAGAAAGAGCAGGAGGCUCUACAGCAGCCUUGGCCAGCACUGGAGCCCCAGAGGGCUUGAUCUCUGACCUCUGCGUACCUAAGAAAGUUUCUUUUCUUCUUCUCUCUCCUCCUCCUCCCCUCCUUUGUUCCCUCCCAUUUUCUCUCUGGAGAAGCCCGCUGUUUAGCUCAGGCCAAAACAUCUCAACAGAAGCCUGGCUUGGGGCAAACUAGGUCUAAGAACUCAGGGUGGCAGUGCUUGCCCAUGUGCUCUGCCUUUUCCUCCCCAAACAUGGGCUCCGCCCGCUCCCCUAACCUACUGAAAACCCCUGCAGCCCAGACCGUGUCACCUGCAUGCCUUACUCACUGCUGGGGUGCAGCCUAGGGUGACCUCAGGCCAGAGCCUCCACAUAGCUUCAACUCAGAAGAUCUGCUGGCCCAGAGAUGAGGGGAUUGACUGAGGCUGCAGUUAGGCAUGGUGGAGCAGCAGUUACACCCUUCCCUUGAGUUGAAAGCCAGAGACCUGUCUGGAAUGCUGCUGCUGCUGCUGCUGCUGCUGCGUUGCUGACUCUCAGCUUCCCAUGCUCAGGUCUGGGGGACGUCUUUUCUUAUGUGUGUCUUAUUUUUAAGUUUUGUUAUCUGGGUACUGGACAUCUGCCUGUCUGAGCCCCAGGCCCAUCUGUCUGUCCACAGCCCACUUUUCACCGUCACUCUCUGGGCACCUCCUGAGAUGGUUCCACAACCGUGCCCUGUUGGUUCUCAGAACAGGGGCCAAUGAUUGUUCCCCCUGCCAGGAAAUGCAGGUUCAACUGCUAAAGGAGGCAGAGGGUCAGAGCUUGGUGGUUUAUCUUUUCCUUGUUUCUCCUUGUUUCUGUUUUAGAAAUGAAGUGUGGGGGUUUAAAUGGCACUUAAACUGCACCCUGGAGCCGGCAGAACCAGGCAACGUUUUUCCAAAUAAAGGCUUACCAUGCCCCCUACGUUGUUAGCCUUGUUAUUGGGACUCUGAAAAGCACGGGGUUUGAGAGAGAGCUGGAGAAUGUGUGGGCAGAGGAAGGGUCUGUGGAGCUUAGGUCCUGAGGGUGGGGCCUCGGGAUCUAAACGGAGAACAGAAAUGUUUGCCAUCUGUCUCCGUUGUCUUCCCUGUGCUCUGAGGUUUGGGGGAGGGGGGCAGGGUUUGAGUGAAGUCCCCUGCCCUGCCCUGCCCUUCGCAGGGUGCAGCUGCCUUCUCUGUCCCCAUAUGAGAAAAGAGGGGGCUCUAAUUUAGCUGCUUUUUGCUCUUACUCCAUCUGCUGCCUUGUGUCUCUGUAGACUUUUACAGACGGGUUGGUGUAGAAAGCGGGGUGUUCCUGGUCAAAGCAGCGGCAGCUCUGUGAGGCGAGACGUGUGUGGCAGAUGCUCUUGCUGGGUAUCUAUUUCUGAUCAUCUCUUGUAGUCGAGCCAGGGCUGAGCUGUGGGCCAUCUGUCACUGGAACACUUCUCUUCCUUGCCGGGCCUAACUGCUAUCAUUUCUGUCUUUCUCUGAUGCAGUAUGCCAAGCCAAAGCCAAGCGAGAGGAAGGUAUGAUUUUCUGUCUUACCUCAACAAAUUGCCAGCCCCAGACUCAAUCUCUAGUUGCUGUCUCUCCGGGGACCUGGUGUUAUUUAAGCUGGUGAACUCUGGGCCAGAGUCCACUGAUUUAGGAGAAAGCAAAUUUAGCCAGGGAGUAGGAUUAAGGAGCCUUAGCUUGGCUAGCCUGGUUGUUGAUUAAGGAAGUCACUUAAUUCCUCCGCCUUUGAGUUUGCAUCCUUUGAUGAAAGGAGGUUGAAGGAGUACUUGUGAGGGCUUUUUAGACCUGUAUUGCUUGUGCCAUGGCAAGGAAAGGAUGCUGAGUGCCAAAAACUUGUAGUAGGAGAUUGAACCCAAUGGCUUUCCCCAGAAAGGUGGGAAGAUUGGCCCUGUGGGCGGGGGUAUAUCUGAAAGCUCCAAGUUUUGAGUUCUAGUGCGCUUUCUUUGCACUAAGCACACACUCAGAAUUUUGGCUAACAGUUUAGGCUGAGUGUGUGUGUGUGUGCGUGCGCAUGUGCACGCACAAGCACAGGUGCAUAUCCAUGUAGGUGCAUGUGUUCGUGGAUGCUUGUGAAUGUGUGUGUGCGUGCAUGUGGCAGAGAUCAACUGUGUUUGUCAUUCCUCAGGAUCUAUUCAGCUUGUUGUUGUUGUUUUUUUUUUUCCUAAGCACAUCGGCGUAGAACUCAUAGAGCAAUGGAGACUGGCUGGCCAGUGAGCUGCAGGGAUCCACCUUUCUGCCUCCCCAGGGCUGGGAUUAUAAGUGUGGGCCACCAUGUCCAGUUUUACAUUGGUUCUAAGGAUCCAAAGCAGGUCCUAGUGCUUGUAUAGCAAACACUUUACUGAGCAAUUUCCCCGACCCCACUCCAGGGAAAAGACAGCAGCACAGUUAGGAGGCAGUAGGGGUGUGGUCUCCAUAGCCUCGUACAGCAGCAGAAGCAGAGACCCAGUGACAAACCCAGAAUCUUGAAUCUUCGCUUAAUCUUUUGCUGGCCACUGCUUCUCAGACAUAGCCUUUCCAGAGGAACAGGGGAGUCAGGCUUUGUUGCAAGGUUGCCCAUCAUGGGGCAGGGGUCUGGGAAAGCUCAGAAACAGCUUUCAGCUGGAGACCAGGAAGGGCUGCAAUCAACCACCUUUGUUUGCUUUUUCUUUCAAGUUCCUAUGCUGGUAUGUAGUGACUCACUGGAGAGCUGGGUUUUAGUGUGUUAAGUAAUGCAUGAUGUAGCUUCUCUUCUCCCAGGCUAUGAAGGCCUAUCUCUGGCUGCUGCCAAGAAGGAGCUGUCUGGGACAGAGCACCCCUGCCCCCAAGAGCCUGGUACACCAUUGCCUGUCCUUUAAUUGCUGAAGACAAGGGCCAUCUAGAAAGCCUGGUAGUGGUGCAGUUCAGCUCAUUCUGGGGCAGAAAAAUGUGAAUUCCAUGUAUUUUGCAGAGAAGUUGGUCCUUCUGUACUGUCUCCAGUCCCUAUGACCUACUGAGUACGAUCUCAGCCCAGAAGAAAAUGACUUCUUAUACUCUCUUACACCUAAAUUCUUGGAAAUUUUGUUUCCCAUUAGCAAAUUCUUACAGGCUAGGGAUUGGAAAGAGUUUUCUCGUGGGCUGGCUCAAAGAGUUGACCUGUCUCCUCCAUCUGACAGGCCUCUACAGCUGAUUCUCCACCCCACCUUGGCAAAUACUAAGUGUUGCUAGGCAACCUGCAUCUGGGUCAAUCUUAGUCCUUGGUAUGACAAUUGCAACUCCCCUCUACAGCACCAGUCAAAAUGCUAGGUCCCGGCAGAUGGGGAGGAGGAGUCAGUUCAUCAAUCUCUUUAGGGCUUUUGGGAAAAGUCAAUUUAGUCAUAUGCCUAAAUGAGAUAGGGCCAGGCUGUGUGCCUGGGAGAACCUGGGCAGUAGAGAAUAAGAUAAUUGCUGUCUCCCAGGAAACUGGGUUCUGGGCAGUCCAGAGGUCAGUGGCAGCAUAUCUGCAUUCUAUGGAACUGACUGGCUUAGCAUGAUCUUGAUAGCCUAGGCUCACCCCAGGCCAUCCCUAUCCCUCGGUUCAAGAGCAGUUGGCCCAGUGUGGGCCUAUACCAUUGGGCAUUCCUACCAAGUUCUCUGAUGUGUUUCACUGUAACUGUCACUAAAUGUUUAAACAGCAUGUCCCCAUGAAAUACAGUGCCUUCACCAUGGUCACAAAUUCUGGUACCUUUGUGCAAAAGUUGUGGUUGGUUUUUUGCUUUUUUGUUUUUUAAAUCUGGGGGUAUAGUUUAGCUGGCAACAAAACUGUCUCUAAGUGUGGAUUGUUCAAGCUACUCCCAGAUACUACUAACAGCUGGGAUCACAAUGUGACCUCUGCUCUUAGACAGACAGCCUUGAUCUCCUUCCUAGCCUUAAGGUACUCCUCAUGUAUGCUGCACUGUCUGAAUAUGGCCAAGAACAUCUUGCAGGCUUUGUCUAGCUUCAGUUGUGGGUCUAAUUUGGAACCUGUUUUGUGGUAUGGGCUGGGAUACAUGUGGCAACCAACUUUCACAGAUUCACGGCAGUAUCUCCCGAACAGCCAGAGCACUGUCCACAUCCUCUUUACCCAGUAGAUCCUGGACACUGGAGCACUGACUGCACUCCUUCACAUACCCAGAUGCCUACCUAACCAGCAAACCAUGGUGUUUUUGUAGCAUCGAGCCAUGGAAUGAAGUCACAGGCCUGAGGAUGAUCGGCCUAUGUUUGAUUAGUCUGUGGAUCUGCUGAUGGGAGCUGGCAUCAACAGUAUGGUCCUAUUGGAUCCUAGCAGACCUUUUUGCUACAGUGGAGGAUACUGGAGGCUGCCCUCUUCUGGUUGGAGCAUCAUGGCAACAGUAAAAGAAAGAACUCUCCAGCCAGGCUUCCCCCAUCACUGGGCACAUUUUUGGUGUCAGCAAUGUAAACCACAGCUUGUCGUGGCCUUAAUUUGCCAUUCUUUGCUAAGGAUGACACUGAGGAGUUUUUACUGUGCUUAUAUAUGCCUUCUCUGAACAUGCAUUCACAAGUGAACACAUGCACAUCAGGUCUUACCAAUGACUUAAGACGGACUUCCUGGAAUUCUGACAUUACACGAGAAGUCCAUGAUAAAGCAACUUCUGCAAUAAUAUUCAGCAAUAAAUGCUGGGACUCUAAUGCUAACUACAAGACCAUUUUAUUUGGAAUCUAUAACCUACUAGUGAAAACUUGAGGCAAUAGCUGAACAUGAUAAAGUCACAUGGGGGACAGAACCACACUGGGCUGGCAUCUCAGAGCUGACAACAAUAAUAUCGGCGACAGGACAGGAGCUCAUGUAAGGUGAGUGGAUCUGGGUUCUGAGCAAGGAGAGCCUCCUGAAUGCACACCGCAGACAGCGUUCUGGAUUCAAGAACCAGGUCAAAGGCAAAAACACUUAGCUAGGGAUUGCUUCUUUGAAGUUUUACUUCAGAUGUUAUACUUCUGUUCAUGAUGUGGGGUGGCAGACCCUCCUCCCUCUGCGAGCUCUCCUUCCGAGUUAGCAGCCAUGACAGGUUCUAGUGAUGGAAAAUGCAGUGCCACCUCUGCACUAAAGUCUGAGUUAGCAGACGUUCUCCUCAGCUCUGCCCUCCAGGGGCAGUAAGAUGUGCAUCCCCAGAGCAGCACCUAGAGUCGUGCAGCCUCACCAGCUGCAAUGCUGACCCCAACCACUGCAAAUGACAGAGGCUUUCUGUGCUACACUGUCUUAGCUCGGAUCCGGUGGGGGUUUGGCUGUCCUGUGGCCUGCCCCCCGCCCCCUCUUAGCCCAAGGAGAUUCUGGCUGACAAAUGCUGUGGGCUCUUAAGAUAAUUCGUGUGUGUGUUGGUUUGCUUUUCAGUUUGGCACUUGCCUUAGUGUGGGUAGCUAAGAGGUCUAGAGCCAGUGGACAAAGUGGUGGGGCCAGAGGUUUCCUCAGAGCCAUGGAUGGGCAUCUGAUGAGCAGAUCUUGGUGGCUGUGGUUUCCUGAAAUGGACUGCCUUUCUCCUGAUGGACUGUGGAGAGCUUUGGCUGGGCUAUCUCCUGGGAGCCGGGUGAGGAAGAGGCACCUCAUAGCUGGAUGGGAAACCUGACUCCAGAUUAGGGCUAGGAGGAGCUGAACAGCCUUGACAGGCUGAGAGUCAGAAUCCAGGCUUCCUGUUCCUCAUAGUUUGGUUCCCCUUCCAUCUACUUGGGAAUCUUGGCUUCUUCCUGCAUGCAGCCAGUGGGGCUGAUGAGGGUGGGAAUGGGCCUGGGUUACAGCUCCCAAAGAAAAUCAGACAAGGUUUCACGUGAUUUCUGCCAGCCCAUACGAUGGGAGCUGGGAGACUUUAUUCAUUUCAGGGGAAGGUGAGAAAGGAAUGAGACAAAGUGUGCACUGAAAGGCAGGGGUAAUACUGAUACAAGGGCACAAUAAUGGCAUCAGGGACAACACAAGAGCCUAACAAAGCACAGGGGAUGGGCGGUCCGUCAUCACUGGCCCAGGGGUCAAGUGUACCCAGAUUUCUUUCCAGACUUAACAAGGAAGCUUGGGACCCCAGUGCAUCGAACUGGAGUGAGGGGGUCCUAGCACAGGACUCACAGCUAGUACAGUGACAGCCCCACCUGGCUGGAGAUGCUGCUGGGAGAGGCUGUGGUACCCGUAGGGAGAAUCCCUAGCUCCCACCUCCACUCCUUCAGAGAAUACCCUUGCCCUUCACACCUCUGGCUUAUUGGUCCCCACCUGUGCAUCCUUGCACUUUAACACCACUGACAGCAUGUCAGGGUGGGCGCUGAUGUGUUAAGCCCAAACUCAUCCCAGGUAGGAAAGCUGGGGUGGUACACGGGCACAGACCUCAGAGCACAAAGCCUGCACAGCUAUCAUUAGACCUACUCCUCCCCUGAGCCAGGAUGUCUUCCCAGCUGGAAAGGGGUCAGGGCAUGAUCUGACUGGACCAGACAUCAGCCAUGGUCAGUCUCCUGAAUCUGUUCCUCAGUACCCAGUCUCUAGGCUUCAUCAUCAAGUCUGGGGCCAGCGGGCUGCUGUUCUACCCGCUUGGCCAUGCCCACUAAGGAUGGGUGGCUAGCAUGACAGUUCGGGGGAACAAGGAAAUAUGAGGUUAUGGAGGGGGAAAGGACUGGCAGGUAGCUGGAUGGAGAAGGAAGGUUCUCUGGAGCUAGCUUCCCAGUGUUUUGACCCAACACCAAACACAAGGAACCUCUCUGCCCAUGCCACCUCCACCAACCAGCCUCCUCUGACCUCACCUUGACCCUCUUCAGCCAGCAGUCCCCAAGGGUGGGGUAGAAGAGCUGAAAGGGCAGGCCUGAGUCAGGAGGUCUGCAGACAUCUGCCAGAUCCCUGGCUCUUAUAGGAAGUGAGAUGAGGUGAUGUCAUGGAUGGUGACUAAGGCCUCAAAGUCCUUGCCUCUGCCUCCCCAGAAACCAGACAGCCAGGCCAGCCCCCAAGAGCACAGCCUGUGUAAAUGGCCACAGAGGGAAGCGUGGCUUGCUACAUAUGAGAAAGAGUAAAAAAUAAAAUAAUAAUAAAAAAAGCACCACUGUGGCCCAUGACAGCCUAUGACAGUCUCCACAGGCCGGACGCCCUUAGCCUGGGAGAGGUGAACAGCAGGGGUGUGUGUACCCCUAGCCAUCAGCUGCUCCCUCAAAUCCUGAACAAGUCGGGGCUCCCCCUGCUUCCUUCUUUCCUGGGCCUCAGAGGAACUGGAGCUCAGCGCUCCUGUCCUAAGGCUCUGGGACCUGGUGCUGUUCUCCAAAUACACCUGACUCUAGCUCUCCCCACACCUCCUUCUCCCAUAUUUUGUCAUAUCUUGAAGUUUCCAGAGACACAUAGGGCUGCUGUCCCAGGGAUAAGCAGCCACACUGAGAUCCAAAAAAGAUCUUGUCCAGUCUUAUACCUCUCAAAGAAGGCAUGGGAGCUACUGCCAUCCCUACUCCCUGAACUCUGAGAUGGAUCAAAUAGUGUCAUGUCUUUUCAUGGGUCUGGCUAGAGGGUGUAGCCUAGGCUAUGCACUUUCCAAGGGCCCCCCUGACCCCAGGAGGAACCAGGCAAGACAAGGGACUAAACACUCAGCCCCCCCCCAUGGUGCCUGUGCUGGGCCCAGGAGCUGUUGGUGUGUCACCAGCAGGGGCAUCCCUCUUCCUCCUCCUCCUCCUCCUCCUCUUCUUCCUCCUCCUCCUCCUCCUCCUCCUCCUCCUCCUCCUCCUCCUCCUCCUCCUCCUCCUCCUCCUCCUCCUCAUUCCAGCCACCAUCCAUUUCCAGGCAGGAAGAAUUCCACCCUUCUAUCCUACUCUACCCAGCAAGCACAAACUCAGCCUCUGCCUGCAGGAUGGGGCUAAGGAGAGAGAUACAGGAAGUGGCUCCUGCUGCCUUUGGGAAACUUUAAACUGUCACAUUUUCCACCCACAGUCUCCCCACAACCAGCCCAUGCUCUCUACCCCAGACAUUGUGGACUGAUACUCCCUCAGCUAUGGUGAUCACUUCUUGAACUGGUAACUUUUAAAAAAUUACAAUUCAUAUAUUAGUUCAGAGCCUUGGCCUAAAAAAAAAAAAAAAAAAAAAAAAAA
Messenger RNA from Mus musculus (house mouse), 11497 nucleotides. RefSeq names its product angel homolog 1 (gene Angel1). Bases 585 to 2627 code for a protein of 680 amino acids. Lineage: Eukaryota; Metazoa; Chordata; Mammalia; Rodentia; Muridae. Gene Ontology annotation, biological process: nuclear-transcribed mRNA catabolic process, non-stop decay. Gene Ontology annotation, cellular component: endoplasmic reticulum; nucleus; Golgi apparatus. Gene Ontology annotation, molecular function: RNA 2',3'-cyclic phosphatase activity; eukaryotic initiation factor 4E binding; catalytic activity. The transcript is spliced from 11 exons. The record is from RefSeq and is a predicted model, not a curated record.